UGUUGAAAGCUUGUGUGUUGGGAACUUGGGAUGAGAUAGGGAAUGAAGUAAAGAAUUUCAGGCUGAUAGUAAACGAAGACGUGGACUAAAGCGAACCUAGUCACUCAUUCUUCUUCUUCUUCACCAUUCUGGCAUUCUCACCAAUUUCGCCAUUCUCACCUUCCUUUUCCGCUGUGCAUUCCACGCGCGCAAAUGUCGAAGCUUCUUGCUCCACCACUGCCCACUCUUCACAACUUCACUUCCAUUCGCACCUUAUCCUCUUACACUUCUCCUUCUCGCCUUCCUCUUCUCUCCAUUAUUCCCAAACUACCCUCCUUCAGCACUCGCAACUCUCGUAGUAGGACUCGCCUUCCCCUCCCUCGCGCUUUCGAUUCCGAUUCCGAUUCCGAUUCCAAUUCUGAAGCUGCCGUUGACAACAAUCAAACUGUUACGAUUCCUGAUGAGGAGUAUCCCACUGGCGAAUUCAAAUUUGAACCAGUUACUGGAUUCCGGAGCUUGCUCGUCAAGCUUAACAUGCUCUUUGCCUUACCCUGGGAGCGCGUUCGCAAGGGUAGCGUCCUCACCAUGAAGCUUCGUGGCCAGAUAUCCGAUCAGGUGAAGACUAGGUUUUCUCCUGGACUCUCUCUGCCUCAGAUUUGUGAGAAUUUCGUGAAAGCUGCUUAUGAUCCUCGUAUUUCUGGGAUCUAUCUGCAUAUUGAAGGUUUGAAUUGUGGGUGGGGCAAAGUCGAGGAAAUUCGAAGACACAUAUUGAAUUUCAAACAAUCGGGAAAGUUCGUUGUGGCUUUCGUCCCUACAUGCCAAGAAAAAGAAUAUUACCUUGCAUGUGCGUGUGAAGAGAUAUAUGCGCCCCCAAGUGCUUACUUUUCAUUGUUUGGAUUGACUGUUCAAGCCUCAUUCCUUAGAGGGGUUUUAGAUAAUAUAGGAAUUGAACCACAAGUUGAAAGGAUUGGGAAAUAUAAAAGUGCAGGAGAUCAACUAGCACGAAGAACCAUUUCCGAAGAAAAUUGUGAAAUGCUGACUGCAUUGCUUGAUAACAUCUAUUCAAAUUGGCUAGAUAAAGUCUCUUCUGCCAAAGGAAAGAAAAGAGAAGACAUCGAGAACUUCAUAAAUGAAGGUGUCUAUCAAGUAGAUAAGCUUAAAGAAGAGGGCCUCAUAUCGAACAUAAUCUAUGAUGAUGAGGUUAUUGCCAUGUUGAAGGAGAGAACUGGAGUGAAAACAGAGAAAAAUCUGCCUAUGGUGGAUUAUAGGAAAUACUCUCGAGUUAAGAAAUGGACUGUUGGAAUACCAAGUGGUAAAGAUUUGAUAGCCAUCAUUCGAGCCUCCGGGAGCAUUAGCCGUGUUGAGAGUCAAGUAAGUGUGUCUAGCUCAGGUAUCGUUGCGGAGAAGUUCAUUGAGAAGAUUCGCAGUGUCAGAGAGUCAAAAAAAUUUAAGGCUGCUAUCAUCCGAAUUGAUAGUCCUGGAGGAGAUGCUCUUGCUUCUGAUUUGAUGUGGAGAGAAAUCCGGCUUUUGGCUGCUUCAAAACCAGUCAUUGCUUCAAUGGCUGAUGUGGCAGCAAGUGGAGGGUACUACAUGGCAAUGGGAACACAAGCCAUUGUUGCAGAAAGUCUUACCUUAACUGGUUCAAUUGGAGUGGUCACAGGAAAAUUUAACCUGGGAAAGUUGUAUGAGAAGAUUGGCUUUAACAAGGAGGUCAUAUCCAGAGGAAGAUAUGCUGAAGUCCUUGCAGCCGAACAACGUCCAUUCAGACCAGAUGAAGCAGAGUUAUUUGCCAAAUCUGCACAGCAUGCUUAUAAACAAUUUCGAGACAAGGCAGCUUUAUCCAGAUCAAUGACUGUAGAUAAGAUGGAGGAGGUUGCGCAGGGUAGGGUUUGGACUGGCAAUGAUGCAGCUUCACGCGGUUUGGUCGAUGCUAUUGGUGGGCUAUCACGAGCUAUUGCCAUCGCAAAAUCGAAGGCAAACAUACCUCAAGACAGAGAGGUUACUCUUGUGGAGAUCUCUAGACCUAGCCCUUCUCUUCCCCAGAUUUUAUUAGGCGUAGGAAGUUCUCUAAUUGGAGCAGAACAAACAUUGAAAGAAUUGUUACAAGGCUUGACAUUCUCUGAAGGAGUUCAAGCUCGGAUGGAUGGAAUCAUGUUUCAGACAUUGGAGGGAUCUCCUUAUACUAACCCCAUUUUGUCAAUAAUAAAAGAUUACCUCAGUUCCCUGUAAUUCAAAGUUCUCCGCAAUCAUUUGUAUCAUUUCAUUCCUCUUGUUCUCCCUAUAUAUAUAUAUAUAUUUUCUUUAUUCGAAGAGGGAUGAUGAUAGAUGACUGGGGUCUUUUUCUAAUUCUCUUCAUAAACUUCUGUUAUUUGUAAUUGUCCCUUUACUGUCACGUCCACUAUUGUUUGUACAUAACAUGUAUAAAGCAUAAACUUGGAAAAUUAGAAAGCAUUGUUUC
Molecule: messenger RNA, 2437 nt
Organism: Arachis stenosperma
Lineage: Eukaryota; Viridiplantae; Streptophyta; Magnoliopsida; Fabales; Fabaceae
Product: serine protease SPPA, chloroplastic
Exons: 13
Coding region: 193-2208 (671 amino acids)
Cellular component (GO): membrane
Molecular function (GO): peptidase activity
Source: RefSeq, a predicted model, not a curated record